AUGGUUCUUGAUGACAAUGAUAGGAAGGUCUUAAGCGAUUUGCGAAGAAAAAGGGGGGUAGUCAAGGCAUCCCUGACGCGUAUUCGCACGUUUGUUCAGAGCUUUAGACCGACAGUGGAUGCGAUAACAUUAUUAGAAUUCAGACAAGAACAAUUACCUGAAGUCAACCGUAAAUUUGAUGACAUUCAGUCUCAGAUUGAGCUUAUUGAUAUUGAUAAUGCUGCAGAGAUUGAUAAAGAUAGAGAGGAGUUUGAGAAUGAUUAUUUUGCAAUUAGAUCGGAAAUGCAAGAAUUAAUCAACGCAGAAAAAAGUCAUAACUCAUCUAUUCAAAAUAAUACCAUGAAUUCCAUGCCCAUGCAAAGAGCUCGGUUGGCACCAUUGACCCUACCAAAAUUUGAUGGUAACAUCCAGGAGUGGGAAUCCUAUUUUGAUUGCUUUAAGGGUAUGGUGCACAACGAAGAUGCUUACCCACCAGCUCAAAAAUUUUCGUAUUUGAGAUCUUCGCUUUCUGGUGCAGCAUUGGAUGUGAUCAAGGCAAUUCCAAUGACUGAGAAAAACUAUUCUGUAGCAAUUAAAAGAUUACAGCAACGAUUCGAAAACAGGAGUAUGGUAAUACAAUCUCACAUUCGUGCUAUACUGGAUUUUAAACAAGUAGAGUCCGCUGUUGCCAAUGAUCUGCAGGCACUGCACUCUAAUAUUGUCGCACAGGUCGCAGCACUAGAAGCGCUAGGACAGCCGGUAGAUAUGUGGGACGCAUGGUUAGUGACAGUUUUGCUUAGAAAAGUUGACCGUGGAACAUGUCAUGAAUGGCAAAUACGGCGUACAAACAAUGAACUGCCAAAGUAUAAGGAAUUAGAGGAAUUCCUGGCUAGUCGUUGCAUAGCUUUUGAAAAUUCGGAAACAUGGGACAAUAGCAAUAAUGGAACCAAAAAAAAGUGGACGAAUCCGCAUGCCGGAAAAAGACUUACGUUAGCAGCAACAGAAGUCAAGUCUGCAAAAUGUCCUUGCUGUAAUCAAAUUCAUAAACUAUAUCACUGUGAAAAGUUUAAAGAACUUAAACAAGGUGACCGGUUCAAUAUUGUAAGAAGUGCUCGUUUGUGUUUUAACUGUUUGAGUCCUUACCAUAUGGCUCCGUCUUGUCAAUCGACCUCCGUUUGUCAGCACUGCAAGAAUAGACACGAUACAUUAUUGCAUAAUGGAAAGUUCGGUCAAGGUGAGGCAUCAAAGCAGUAUAGCAAUGAAGAUGAAGAUCCACAAACUUCUUCUGCUCCUCCAGAUAAGCGACAGUCAUCAGUGCAUUCGUGUCUUGCAGCAAAGCCAACAGACACGCAUGUUUUUCUUUCAACCGCCAUAGUACAAGUGCCUGAUAGUCGUGGUAUUAUGCGCGACACAAGAGCGGUAUUAGAUAGUGGGUCGAUGGUGAAUUUUAUUUCGAGAGGUCUGUUAAAUGUCCUGCAACUCAACACUCAAAAAACAAGGUUGCCAAUUCGAGGAGUGGGAGCUAGUCAAGUUCAGUCUGUAGCGAAGGUAGAAAUAAGUUUGAAUUCUAAGAUCACAAACUACAAAAUAAUUUUGCCAUGCUUUGUGUUACCAACUGUUGUGAGUGAACUCCCAGCAUGUAAUGCACCAACAAGAAAUUGGAACAUUCCCUUUGAGCUAAGAUGUAAACUGGCAGAUCCCAAGUUUGAUAAAGCUGGGUCAGUUGAUCUCUUAAUUGGAGCUGGGAUAUUUUAUGAGUUACUAGAAGCUGAGCGCGUGGCUUUGGGAAUCGGAAACCUCAGUUUACAAGACACGAAACUUGGUUGGAUUGUCACAGGCGGGCUUGAAGUUACUUGUCUUCUAGGCAUUAAUUCUCUUGGAGAAACAAUGGAAAGUGACUAG
Messenger RNA from Myzus persicae (green peach aphid), 1881 nucleotides. RefSeq lists its product as uncharacterized. NCBI's taxonomy places the organism in Eukaryota, Metazoa, Arthropoda, Insecta, Hemiptera, Aphididae. The transcript has a single exon. The record is from RefSeq and is a predicted model, not a curated record. Bases 1 to 1881 code for a protein of 626 amino acids.